This is a messenger RNA of Prorocentrum cordatum, 441 nucleotides long. The record is from the annotation of a GenBank genome assembly. Lineage: Eukaryota; Dinophyceae; Prorocentrales; Prorocentraceae.
AUGGCCUGGGAGUUCCUGCCCCGCGCGCGGGAUGGCGGCCCGCGGGGCGCGGCGGCCGUGCCGACGGAGUCGUCCGCCGACGAGGACAGCGAGGACGAGCCCUUCGAGAAGUCGCCGCCGACGCCACGCGCCUGCUGCCCGCAUGGUUGCUGCAAGGCCGCCUUCUGCGUCUCGGCUGGCCUGUGGGCGGCCGCGCUGCUGCAGGCGCUGCGGGCGGCCUGGCUGCUGGCGCCGCCGGGCCCGAAGGCGCCGCCCGCGGCGGCCACCGGCAGCGCGGAUCACAGUCAGCUGGACAGCGCAGCACGCUGCCCCUGCGCCUGUGCUCCGGGCAUCAGCGGCCGGACAACGACCACAACCACGGUCGACCUGGUCGUGGUCACCACGACCACCACUUCGGCGGCGCCCCCGGGCGAGCACUCCGUGGCCGGCUGGCUCCGGGAG